UAAAUCGUAGAAAAAUCCCUGGAAAAAGUAUUGUCGACUUAAUUCAUGGACUAUAUAAUUAAAGUACAAUUUGUUCUAAAAAUACAUAUUGAAAAUUAGCAAUGUAAUACCAUAGAGAAAUCAAACAAAAUUAUCGCUAUUACCACAUUACCACAACAGUUGAGUGACUAUUUUUGUGGCGAUUAGUGUUUUUGUUUGCUCAAGAAGGCCCUCAGGCCUAAACAAUCAAGAUGACGUCGAUAUUCGACCAGUACGAGCAGGCGUCGCAGGUUUCUCAGCGAAGCAAGGCGUCGGAGCCCAUGACUUCUUCGGGGUACAUCAAUAUGCAAUUUGAUGACAAUACACCCAUGUUCUCGAAGCAGAAGAUGAAUUUUAAUCCUUCAGACCUAAUCACGCACGUAGCCGUGUCCAGUGACUACCUGGUGCUUGCCAUGGCCAAUGGAAAGCUAUUUAGGCUGGAUCUGAAGAAACCUGAUCAGCAUGAAGAAAUUGAAUACUCAAAGUUUCAUCCCAAUUCUAAGCUGUCAGGCAUAUUCCUUGACCCUCUUGGGUACCACUUGCUCCUAGCGUUCACUGCAAGGAACAAAGAAGGUUACCCGGAGCUGGUGUACUUGCAUCGAAAGAGCUCCAAGCUGAAACCUGUGAGCAAAUCCAAGAACUAUGAAGUCACUGAAGUGGGCUGGAACUAUGAGAAUACGUCGGAGAAUAGCACUGGCCCCAUCUUGCUGGGGACCUCCCAAGGCCAUAUCUUAGAAACAGAACUGGAGGCAGACAGUGACAGGAUGUUUACAGCCAACCAGCAAUAUUGGAGACAGCUGCCUAAUUAUUUGCCUCUUUACGGAAGCAGGGAAAUUGACGGACUGAUAUUUGAUAUAGGCCAUGGAACAGAGAUGCCCAUAACUGGUAUACAAUUUCACCGAGUAGGGAAUUCCAGCAAGUUCUUUGUUUUCAUCACUACUCCGACCAGGUUAUACCAGUUCAUUGGACAUGCGGUAGCUACAGAUGGCAAGUUAUCGCUCCAGUCUAUAUUCUACCCAUACUUAACUACCCCAGAAACCGGGUUCCAAGAAAUACCUUCUACGUUAAAAUAUUCGAGACUGCAAUUCUUUUUUGACAGAAACAAUGUCCCAAAAACGUUUGCUUGGUUGACUGAGCCUGGUGUCUUCUAUGGACAGUUAGACCCAACAUCACAACAAAAUUCAAAUACACUAUUCACCCAAGGAGAGCUAAUCAACUACCCUGCAGAAACACAACCAAAAGAUGAAGCUCCACUUUCGUUUGUACUCACGGAAUUUCACGUACUUCUCAUGUACUCUGACAAAGUUAAAGCCAUUUCUCUACUCAAUCAUGAAUUAGUUUAUGAAGAUACUUAUUCCGUUGCUCACGGACAAUUAAAAAACAUUAUAAAAGACCCCAAUAGAAGAACAAUCUGGGCGGUAACAGAUAAAGCUGUGUUCAGGUACAAAGUUGUCAGAGAAGAGAGGAAUGUCUGGAGAAUUUACACAGAUAGGGAACAGUUUGAGUUAGCUAAAGAGUACUGCCACCACAACCCGGCGUUCGUCGACGUCAUCAAUGUUAAACAUGCCGAGCUAUUGUUCUCCAAAGGCAAAUACGAGGAUAGCGCGAGAAUUUACGCCGAAACCAAAAGCAGUUUUGAAACUGUGUGCCUAAAGUUUUUGGAGAAAGAAGAGACAAAUGCACUCAAAGUGUAUUUGCAUCAGCGAUUGGAAGCCUUGGAAGAAGACGACAAGACCCUAAUAUCCAUGAUUGUCAUUUGGAUGACAGAGCUCUAUCUAGCCCAAUUGGGUCUUUUACGGCGUUCCGGGAAAGAAGAUGACGAGCAGUACCACCAGAUCCAAAGUGAUUUCGAAGUGUUUCUGCUCCAUCCUAAAGUAGCCAAAUGUAUGCAGCACAUCAAAUCUGUCGUAUACGAUUUGAUGUCGUCCCACGGUGAUAAACAGAAUUUGAUCAAGCUUACGCUUAUAAACGAAGACUACGAAAAUGUUAUAGCUCAGCAUAUUUACAGGAAAGGGUACUUGGAGGCAUUGAGUAUGUUGCAGACUUGGAGGAAGCCGGAGUUGUUUUACCAGUUUGCGCCAGUUUUGAUAGAAGAGACUCCGAAGCAUACGGUGAAUGCGUUGAUCGCGCAAGGGCCGAAAUUGAGCCCGGUGAAGUUGCUGCCAGCGUUUUUGUCUUGUCAAAACGACAAGGCGCACGUGGAUGAGAUAAUCAGAUACUUGGAGUUCAUGCAGCAGAACUUCAACGUGAAAGACCGCGCGAUCCACAACUACUUGCUGACGCUAUACGCGGAGCACGAUCAUACGGCGCUGAUGAGGUAUUUGGAGCGCCAGGGGCAGGAUGCUACCCUCGUGAACUAUGACGUCCAUUACGCAUUAAGGCUAUGUCGCGAGAAGAACCUCUCCGAAGCAUGCGUGAAGCUCUCAGCCCUGCUAGGGCUGUGGCAGGCCGCGGUAGAGUUGGCGCUGCAGGUGGACCUAACGCUUGCCAAGUCCGUCGCCAACAUGCCUGAGGAGACCGAGAUGCAGCGCCAGAUGUGGCUCAAUAUCGGUGACACAAUAUUCCAAAAAACAAAAGAACAUUUGGACGCGUUGGAUCUGGGAAAGACCAAGUCCGUCGCCAACAUGCCUGAGGAGACCGAGAUGCAGCGCCAGAUGUGGCUCAAUAUCGGUUACUCAGGCCCCGCCCGCCGCAACAAGCUGACGGACUUACAACGCCAACUGUCAGUGCUGUCAAACAUCGAGCUGUCAACGGUGACGUCAUCAGGGCUGCCGCUUCGCGAGGUCCUGCGCAACGAGAUCGACGACAUAGUGGCAAGCGAGUGCGUGUUCUGUGGAGAGUACAUGAUCAACUGCAUUGACAAACCGUUCAUAGCGGCCGCAGACUGGGACCGCCUGAUGCGCGAGUGGGAGUGAACUGACCACAGACAAUACGGUUUUUUUCCAAUUGACACACUUCUUUGAGCUGUCAAAACGCGGCUUUUUUCCAAUUUUGUAAGUCAAUCUAUGACAUCACUGAUUAAUUUCAGUUGUCUUACUAUUUACAGAUUGAUUUAUUGUGUCGAGUACCUACCUAAUUGAAGAGCGAUCAAUUAUUGUAACAGUUAAUCUGGUCCUUGCUAAAGUUUCAAAUGAUAUAGUAUUAUUGCUGUGAGAGACCAUGUUUAUGCGCGUGACUGUACUGAGUUUGCAAGUGGGAAAAAAUGAAAUGUUGACAGCAAUGAUUGCUGGAUAUAAGUGAAUAGUAAAUAUUUUAUCACUUUUGUAACUAAAAAU
This is a messenger RNA of Ostrinia furnacalis (Asian corn borer), 3293 nucleotides long. It is a transcript of the gene dor, whose product is annotated as vacuolar protein sorting-associated protein 18 dor. Gene Ontology annotation, cellular component: endosome; HOPS complex. Gene Ontology annotation, biological process: endosome to lysosome transport; lysosome organization; intracellular protein transport. The record is from RefSeq and is a predicted model, not a curated record. Gene Ontology annotation, molecular function: protein-macromolecule adaptor activity. The transcript is spliced from 8 exons. NCBI's taxonomy places the organism in Eukaryota, Metazoa, Arthropoda, Insecta, Lepidoptera, Crambidae. Bases 231 to 2933 code for a protein of 900 amino acids.